Molecule: messenger RNA, 570 nt
Organism: Odontomachus brunneus
Lineage: Eukaryota; Metazoa; Arthropoda; Insecta; Hymenoptera; Formicidae
Product: 60S ribosomal protein L34-like
Exons: 4
Coding region: 166-525 (119 amino acids)
Biological process (GO): translation
Cellular component (GO): ribosome
Molecular function (GO): structural constituent of ribosome
Source: RefSeq, a predicted model, not a curated record
AGACGGUCCUUUCCAACGUGCAUCCGUUUCCUUUUUCGUUGAGCUCUGAAAGAGGUUAGUGAUUGUAUUGCACGGUUAUUCGUAAUCCGUGUUGAACUUAUCAAUCAUAAGACUCAUCAGCGGCGUGCUGUUUCCGUGCGCAUCUGCGAUAAUUGAUUAACCAAGAUGGUACAACGAUUAACCUACCGACGACGUUUGUCGUAUAAUACUAAGAGCAACAGGAGACGUAUUGUACGUACACCUGGUGGCAAGUUAGUCUACCAGUAUCUUAAGAAACCGAAGAAGAUCCCAAGAUGUGGACAGUGUAAGGAUAAACUCAGGGGUAUCCAGCCUGCGAGGCCAAUGGAACGCUCACGUAUGUGCAGACGGAAGAAGACUGUCAAGCGCGUAUACGGUGGUGUUCUUUGUCACAAAUGUGUAAAAGAAAGAAUUGUGCGAGCAUUCUUAAUUGAGGAGCAAAAGAUUGUCGUUAAGGUUAUGAAAGCACAGCAGGCCUCAGCAAAAACGAAGAAGGCGGAGAAAUAAUUAUUGUGCUUUUUUAAUUAAAAGAAAUAAAUAGAGAAAACAACA